Molecule: messenger RNA, 1767 nt
Organism: Torulaspora delbrueckii
Lineage: Eukaryota; Fungi; Ascomycota; Saccharomycetes; Saccharomycetales; Saccharomycetaceae
Gene: SWI3
Product: Swi3p
Exons: 1
Coding region: 1-1767 (588 amino acids)
Biological process (GO): positive regulation of DNA-templated transcription
Cellular component (GO): SWI/SNF complex
Molecular function (GO): histone binding; DNA binding
Source: RefSeq, a predicted model, not a curated record
AUGGAGAGUCCCAGCUUGUUUGAACCGGAAGCUAACGCCAAUUCGGAGGCCAAUGGGGAAAAUUCGGUAAGUGAGAGCGUAGAGACCACUGAAAAGCCUAUAGAUUCUAGUGUGGAGGUUGAAAAGAAGGAAGAAAGUGAUGAAAAAUUGUUUGGGGAUGAGGAUGAAGCAAUGUCAGAGUCGGAAGAUCCGGAGAAUACGGAGAAUAUGGAAAAACCAGACACAGCGGUACGAGAAGAGCCACGAAUAGAUGAAGAGCCGGUGAAACAAGAGGAAAAUGAGCUUGUGAUACCGCAAUCGCAUGAAAUUGUGAUUCCCAAUUAUGCCCGUUGGUUUGAUCUACGCAAGAUUCAUCUUAUCGAGAAACAAUCGUUGCCAGAGUUUUUUACGAACCGUGUAGCGUCCAAGACACCACAGGUUUAUGUGAAAUAUCGUAAUUUCAUGGUCAAUGCCUACCGAUUGAACCCUAAUGAGUAUUUUGGUGUCACUGCGGCUAGAAGGAACGUUUGUGGUGACGCUGCAGCGAUCUAUAGGGUACACAAGUUUUUGAUGAAAUGGGGAUUGAUUAAUUACCAGGUGGAUGCCAAGUUGUUACCAAAGAACGUGGAACCACCUUUCACGGGUGAGUUUUCCACUAGACAUGAUGCACCAAGAGGGCUUUUCCCCUUUGAGAGUUAUAAGCCAUCUGUUCAACUGCCGGAUAUGGCGAAAUUAAAGAAGAUGAUGGACACAAAUAACGAUAAUAGUGCGUUGCAUAAGUAUUUGCACGAGAGGAAGAGAAAGAUGAGUAAUCAGGCUGAGCCCGAUGAGAAACCAGACGAAACAGAUGUAAAGCAAGAGUCAGAGGUCAAUGGCGUUGAAGAUCAGGAAUCUUCCCCAAACCCGGUCAAGAGGGCAAAAGUACUGGAAGAUACAAGCGUACAAUGGACAAGAGAAGAAUUGCAAAAAUUGUUAAAAGGACUGCAAGAAUACGGCUCCGAUUGGUAUAAAGUUGCUAAAGAAAUCGAUAACAAAACCCCAGAACAAUGCAUAUUAAAGUUUUUACAACUACCCAUAGAAGAUAGGUUUUUACAUGGAGACAAAGACAAUUCGGAUUUGGGACCAUUGAAAUAUGCACCUCAUCUUCCGUACUCCAAAAGUGAGAACCCGGUGAUGUCCACAAUAGCGUUUUUAGUUGGGCUUGUGGACCCCAAAGUGGUUCAACAGAUGACAGGCAGAGCUUUAAAGGCAAUGGAGGAUUUGGACAACAAAAAGACAGAAUCAUCAGCCGAAGAGACAAAAGAAGGUUCAGAGAUCGCUCUGGCAUCAUUAGGAGUCCGUUCACAUAUUUUUGCAACUAAUGAAGAGAGGCAAUUGAAUGCCAUCGCCAACGAAUUGGUCGAAGUUCAGCUGGCCAAGACAGAAGUCAAACUAAAAUUCCUUGACAAAAUCGAAAAAGCAUUGGAACUCGACAAAAAAGCACUACAAAGACAACAGGAAGAUGCAUUGGUAAAACGGCUCGCGUUUGCCAAACAUUCACGUACCGUAUAUGAAAAGCUCGAAAAAUCUAUGGAACUCUUCGACGAUAAAGAUAAAUUAGCCAAUCAUCUUUCGGAAAUCAAACAACUCCUCGCAAACCCACCAAAGAUGAGCAUAGGCUCAGCAUUUGGUGUUCCAAAUGAUGACGCAGCAUCUCCAUCGCAGGAAAAGACCGGGGCAAAAUCUGAACAUGAAGUUAAACCGGUUUCCAUUGAAGCACCACAAUUUUACAGAUACUGGUCUGCAUAG